AUGCCAGCACGCAAAGCAGCAGCAACAAAAGCCAGAAAAGGCAAAGAAGAAUCCGAAGCCGAAUCUCUCCUUCCCGACUCUGGCCCCUCCCGCCGCAGUGCCCGCCAAGCCAAUAAGAAAUGGGAGACUGAUUACGCCGAUACAGGCGCAACCGCAAACGGGACACCGACCAUGUCUCCUACGCGCGGUGAUGUCAAGCAGGAAGAGGAGGAGAGAACCUCAGUAACGCCGCGAAAAGCCAAUAUGAGCGCGAAGAGGUCUGCACCUACAUCACCAGCUGGGCAGGGCAGUGCGGCGAAGAGAGUGAAGUUCGAGAAAGGGGAUGGCGGGAAUAUUGAGGGUGUGAAGAUGGAGUUUUCUCCUGCGUCCAAGGUGGAUGAGGUUGUUGGGGACGAUGAGGAGAGUGGCAGUGAGCUAAGUGAGAUUAAGUCUGAAGAUGAGGACGAAAUGUCGGAAGACGACUUUAGCGAUGAUGAGAAACCAGCCAAGAAGCGUAAGAGUCCAAGCACGAAGAAGACGCAGACGAAAACACCGCCGAAGUCGAAAGCGAAAUCUACAAAGAAAGCUCAGAAAGCUACUCCAGACUCGGACCCUGCAACCACUCCAGCUUCUAAAUCGAAGAAAAAGUCGUCAUCAUCAACAACAACCUCCCCAGCCGACAAAGCCGCCGCCCUUCAAGCCAGGAAACUCAAAGAAUUCGCACAAUUCUCGAAUAAAUCCCCCUUCCCCGACUUCCCACACCCAACACCCGACGAAGCACGUCUAGCCCAUCGCAUCCUAGCAAAACUCCACGGCGAACGCGUCCGGCCCAAAGAAGUCGUUGCUCGCGCCGACGUCGCAGGAUGCGGUGAUUCGCCUUCUGUUCUUGACGCGCUGGUUCGUACAAUCCUAUCACAGAACACGAGCGAUAAGAACAGUACUAGAGCAAAACUGAGUAUGGAUAAAGUCUACGGGGGGAGUGACUCUUGGGACGCGAUUGUCGAAGGCGGCCAGGCGAAACUUCAAGAAGCUAUCAAAAGUGGUGGGUUGAGUCAGGUCAAAUCUCGCGUGAUUAUCAGUAUCCUCGAGCAAGUCAAAUCGAAGUACGGGGAAUAUACUCUCGAUCACCUAUUCAAAAAGAGCGACGAAGAAGCAAUGCAGGAAUUGAUCUCGUUUCAGGGCGUUGGACCCAAGACAGCGAGUUGUGUACUGCUGUUCUGUCUUCAAAGGGAGAGUUUUGCAGUUGAUACACAUGUUUACAGAAUUGCUGGAAUGUUAGGAUGGAGACCAGCGAGCGCAACGAGAGACGAGACACAUGCGCAUCUUGAGGUGAGGAUUCCGGAUGAGGACAAGUAUGGGCUACAUAUACUUAUGGUUGGGCAUGGAAAGAAAUGUGAUGAGUGUAAGGCUGGUGGGAAGAGUGUGGGUAAAUGUGAGUUGAGAAGGGCGUUUAGACAGGGGAAGUUGAAGGGAGAAGCUGGACAGGACGUCAAGGAGGAGGAAGAAGAGGUUGUUAAGAAGGAGGAAGAUGGUGGUGAGCAGGAAGGGGAAGAAGAAGAGGUCAAGAAAGAGGAGUGGGAGAGUGGGCAGGAGGACUAUGUGCACGGCAUGCAAAGUGGAAAGAGUGGGAGUAAGAAGCAGAAGACUUCGAAAGUCAAGAAGUGA
This is a messenger RNA of Lithohypha guttulata, 1644 nucleotides long. RefSeq lists its product as uncharacterized. The record is from RefSeq and is a predicted model, not a curated record. The transcript has a single exon. Lineage: Eukaryota; Fungi; Ascomycota; Eurotiomycetes; Chaetothyriales; Trichomeriaceae. Gene Ontology annotation, molecular function: catalytic activity. The coding region runs from base 1 to 1644 and encodes 547 amino acids. Gene Ontology annotation, biological process: base-excision repair.